This is a messenger RNA of Exaiptasia diaphana, 744 nucleotides long. RefSeq lists its product as uncharacterized. NCBI's taxonomy places the organism in Eukaryota, Metazoa, Cnidaria, Anthozoa, Actiniaria, Aiptasiidae. The transcript has a single exon. The record is from RefSeq and is a predicted model, not a curated record. Gene Ontology annotation, molecular function: nucleic acid binding. Gene Ontology annotation, biological process: DNA integration. The coding region runs from base 1 to 744 and encodes 247 amino acids.
AUGCACAAAAAUGGAAUUAAGCAUACUUUAGUUCCCCCUUACCACCCACAAUCGAAUGGAGCAGCAGAGAGGUCUGUCAGAGUUGUAAAAGAGUCUUUGACCAAGCAGGUGCUCGAAGGGAAAAAGGGAUUGUCCAUGAAGCACAGACUAGCUAAUUUUCUUUUGAGAUAUCGCACCACUCCGCACAGCACCACAGGGGUUACUCCUGCUGAACUUAUGGUUAAAAGACAACUAAGAACUAGGUUAAGUUUAGUCAAACCUAAUUUAGCACAGUUUGUUGAAACUAAGCAAGCUAAACAAAAGGAGCAUAAAGAUUCCAAGCUCUCUAAAGAGAGAUUGUAUGAGAUAUCAGAUAAAGUACGUGUGAGAAAUACUAGAUCUAGAUCUCAAUUUGAAAAAUGGAUUCCAGGAACUGUAGUUAAGAUUUGUGGUCCCAGGACCUAUAUUGUUAAAACAGGAUAUCGUAACAGAUAUGUCCACACUGAUCACAUGAUUAAGGCACAUGAUGACAUUUCAGACAAAGCUAUUGAGACAGAGGUCACCAUUCCUGAUUCAUGUGAACAGCCUGGUCAUGAAAAUAGAGACAAAAUACGGGCUGACGUAUCUAUUGUACCAGAUAGUGUAUCACUGUUCCCUGAACCGUCAGUACCAUCGGAUGAUAUAGUUUCAGAGACUGUAAGCACACCAAUCGUUUUGAGGAGAUCUCAGAGAAUUAGAAAAGCUGUUGAUAGGCUUGAUCUUUAA